This is a messenger RNA of Meyerozyma guilliermondii ATCC 6260, 1338 nucleotides long. It is a transcript of the gene PRP42, whose product is annotated as mRNA splicing protein. The transcript has a single exon. Gene Ontology annotation, molecular function: protein binding. Gene Ontology annotation, biological process: mRNA 5'-splice site recognition; RNA processing. Bases 1 to 1338 code for a protein of 445 amino acids. NCBI's taxonomy places the organism in Eukaryota, Fungi, Ascomycota, Pichiomycetes, Serinales, Debaryomycetaceae. The record is from RefSeq and is a predicted model, not a curated record. Gene Ontology annotation, cellular component: U2-type prespliceosome; commitment complex; U1 snRNP.
AUGGAGGCUGAACAAUCCGGUUGGGGUCGUAUUUCGGCGGCACUCGUGGAAAAUCCCGAGUCCUUGGACUUAUGGGAAAAGCUCAUUCGGGAAGUUGAACGGGAAAAUGGCGUACCAAUAUCCAAGGUUUCUUCCGAUGAAGCAGUUGAAAUUUUACGAACUUGUUACAAUGCAUUUCUCGAAAAGUUUCCGUUACUUGUCCAUUACUGGAUCCGUUAUGCCCAGUGUGAGUUUAGGUUGGGUUAUCACCAAAAGGCAAUUAUUGUAUAUGAAAGAGCUUUGGUUCACUUGCGAGCGUCCAUCGAAUUGUGGACCAACUAUCUUCAGUUUCGAGUAGAUACAAUAUCAGAUAAUGUUGAGGAAAUUGCACAACUUUUCGAAACUGCCCGGAAAACAAUCGGAAGACAUUUUUAUGCCCACGAGUUUUAUCAACUUUAUCUUUCAUUCAUCAAAAGCUACGCAACAAACGACCCAGAACGACAGUACCAUAUUCUCCUUCGGACUAUAAUUGAACAGCCAAUUUACCACUACAAUUUGUUUGCCAAAAUGUUCUUUUCUGCUAUCAGCAACCUCAAUUCAACCACAAUUGGCUACAUAGUUCCACCCAAGGCCAUUCGAAGCUACAAUGGAGAUUUUCGUCAAGCAUCGAUAAAGCUCAAAAAGUUGUUCACAGACGUUUAUAUCACCACCCAGGCCAAGACACACCAGAUCUACUCGUUUGAACGACACUUUCAGCGCCAAUACUUUGACCAGACAUUCAUACCGCAAGCACAACUCAAACAGUGGCAUAAUUACCUUUCAUUUUUGGAACUCAAUUUUCCCCAUCAGCACACAAUUCAGGUGUACGAGCGAUGCCUCUUGAUAACCGCACCGUACCCUGAGUUCUGGUUGCGUUUUGCCGAGUUCCACAUAUCGCAGGACCGAAUGUUACAGGCGGUUGAAGUUCUCACUCGCGGCAUGGUUUAUUGUGCGAGCUACAAAUUGCUCGUAAAACUUGUGGACGUGGAGUUAUCCCUCAAAAAUUACACAAGGGCAAGAGACAUCCUUACAGAAUACGUGAAGGAAUCUGCGGCCACACCUAUACCCAUAUUGGAAAAGUUACUCAGUGUUGAAAGCUUGUUCCACACACAAGACAGCACCAAAAUGCGAAACUUGUUUCUCCAAAUUUUCAAAGAAAGCGAUCACCAUCGAGUUUCUGAGUUGCUAAACUACUAUACAUUACCAGAGGAGUUGAAACUGGAGAUCCGGAGCCAUUUCAACUUGGAAUUAAAUACAAAAGACGAAGUGAAUUUUGACGCAAAGUUCCACCAAAGUCUCAUUGGUCCAUUACACAAUUAA